AUAAGACAUUGUUUCCCAACAUGAAGUUUAGUUAUUCUAUCACAGGCGUUUGAAGUGAUCGUUUUUUUUUUAAAUCCAUAUUCCCGUUCAAAAGUGACCCAUUUUCAACAAUGGAUGGAACACUUGCUGUUUUUUUGGCAAUCGCAUUUGUAUUUUGGUUCUACGAAAAUGUGUUGAAGACGCGUAUUGAGGUCUGUUUUGUUACUAUGGACAAUACCACUUGUUCCAAUUUGAAUAACGCACGGAAUCACGGCACUAGAUGUGAAAGCAAAUAUUGUCCGGAAAAAUUGAUGUCGAAAAUUGCCAAAGUGAUUGACUUGGCUCAACAUUCGAUUGAUAUUGCAAUGUACAAUUUAACGAAUCACAAAAUCGUUGGAAGCAUUUUGGGAGCACGGAAACGUAAUAUCGAUGUACGCUUGAUAAUGGAUCGGUCUGCAUUGGAAGGAUUAGACAACCACACGGCCUUCAUAAGUCUAAAGACAGCUGGAGUUCAUAUUAAAAUUGCCGGCGAAGAGAAGAAACUAAUGCACCAUAAAUUUUGCCUAAUUGAUACAAAUCGUUGGAUUAACGUUGGAAUGAUCAUAAGCGGAUCUUUGAAUUGGACAUAUGGCGGAUUCAAUCAAAACUGCGAAAAUGUAACUUUUAUUGAAAAUCGGUUCACUCAAAAUGAAUACAAUGAAACCUUCAAUCAUAUUUGGAGUAAAAUUGCAAAGCCAAUCUAACAAUUGACCCAAUCAAACAACAAUGUACAGA
Molecule: messenger RNA, 753 nt
Organism: Sitodiplosis mosellana (orange wheat blossom midge)
Lineage: Eukaryota; Metazoa; Arthropoda; Insecta; Diptera; Cecidomyiidae
Product: mitochondrial cardiolipin hydrolase-like
Exons: 3
Coding region: 111-722 (203 amino acids)
Molecular function (GO): RNA endonuclease activity producing 5'-phosphomonoesters, hydrolytic mechanism
Source: RefSeq, a predicted model, not a curated record